GUAGAUUUGUGAAAUACAUUCCAUGUUUGAAAAGCCAUUGCUACAUUUAUAUUGUAUAUGUAUGUAAUCGUUCCUGCCUUUAAAUGUAUGUUGACGUUCAUUAUAUUUUUUGUAAAAAUGUAUUUUUGCCAUGAUUUUAUUUGUCACGUCCUUCACUCUUACUCUAAAUCGCCUUAAAAAGAUGAGUAAAGUCUAACAUAUUUCAGAUCCCUUCGUACAAAUCUAUCAGGUUGAUAGUGUUCAACAAUAAGAAUUUAAUCGAUUUGUUUCUAUUGAUAUUAACUAAUUACAUUAUCGAACAUUUUAAAUAUUAUUUGAAUCUUGUAGACCAUAACCUUUAACCAUAAAUAUGCACUCAUAAGAACAAUAUUAUGCAUGGUAUCACUUCUUGUCAUCAUCUUUCAUUUUUUGAAAGUCCGUUUCUAUCAUCUACUUACUUUAUAUUGAACAUUAUUUUUGUUUUAGAGAUUGUUCGUGCAUUCACUCAAGUAAUCAAUAUGAAUAUGGCAUUUUAUUGGGGUACAUCGCGAUGGUCACCAAUGGAGAUAAUGGAAGCCUAUUCUGUUGCGAGACAAUUCAAUUUAAUACCACCAAUAUGUGAACAAGCUGAAUAUCAUUUAUUUCAACGUGAUAAAGUUGAAAUUCAUCUACCAGAAAUUUUUAGUAAAAUAGGUAUUGGAACGAUGACAUGGAGUCCAUUGGCAUGCGGUCUAUUAUCAGGAAAAUAUGAUGAUGGUGUACCACUACACUCUCGAGCUUCAUUAAAAGGUUAUGCCUGGUUAAAAGAUAAAAUUUUAAAUGAAGAAGGACGAAAACAGCAAGGAAAACUACGUGAAUUAGCACUUAUUGCUUCUAAAUUAGAUUGCACACUUGCACAGUUGGCCAUUGCCUGGUGUUUGAAAAAUGAUAAUGUUCAUUGUGUUCUACUUGGUGCAUCGUCUGUUGAACAAUUGUAUGAAAAUUUGAAUUCUGUACAAGUUGUACCGAAGUUAAAUCCAACCAUCUUGACUGAUAUCGAUCGCAUACUUGGAAAUAAGCCUGUAAGACAUGUAUCAAAAGGUGAAACAUUACAACGUUAA
This is a messenger RNA of Didymodactylos carnosus, 1079 nucleotides long. Lineage: Eukaryota; Metazoa; Rotifera; Eurotatoria; Philodinida; Philodinidae. The record is from the annotation of a GenBank genome assembly.